This is a messenger RNA of Dracunculus medinensis (Guinea worm), 663 nucleotides long. The record is from the annotation of a GenBank genome assembly. Lineage: Eukaryota; Metazoa; Nematoda; Chromadorea; Rhabditida; Dracunculidae.
AUGUCAACGAAAUGUCUCCCUAUUUUGUUCAUCAAUAUGGUUGGCGAAAUGGCUUAUAUUAUACAACAGCGUUUGCAGGCACAAAAAAUCAGCAAAGAAAAAAGUUUUCGAGUACUUUCUGAUAUAUUUUAUACAAUGUUCGAUAAGAAAUUUAUCGAAGAAAUUUUCAAGCCACAGGAAAUUUAUUCUCGACGAAUUAUGCGAACAUUUUUCGAAAAAAUAGCUCAUUCCAGUAUUAUGCGACUUAACGAGACAAGUAUGGAUAAAUUAUAUGAUUUGAUGACCAUGGCUUUCAAGUACCAAAUUCAAAUGUGUUCUCAACCUGAUCAAAUUAUUAUUAUAUCCUUAAAUCAUAUUGAUGGCAUAAGAAAGAUUUUACCGAACGAUGAAUUCUUAGGUGAACUAUUGGAUUCUAAUUUGGAAAAUUUUUCGAAACUGAUAAGAGUAUCGCUCUUGUUACGCGAAAAGAAGCAGAUGGACGAUGGAAGAUUCCUUCUUUUUCCCUCAAAGGAUAUCGAAUUACCAUAUAAAGGUGAACAGCCAGGAACGAUUAAAUACUUCACGGGCGGUAAAAUCACUAAAACUGAAACAUUUCCCCUGAUUCGGAAACAAAUUAGCUAUAAAAAAUGCGAAACUAUGGUAUUUAUUCCUCUUAAUUUAUAA